AACCCUAGAAAACAAUCAAUUGGAUUGGAUUAUCGACAUUUUUCAUCAGAUCUCCGAUCUCGCGAUAUUGGCUAUGGCUUCAAGAUGCAACAGAUUCAUGAACAAAGCUUCAAUUUCAAAUCUCAAAUCCGCUUUUAAGUCGGCUUCCAUGCCCAAAUCCGCGCCUUCGUCCCCAAAAUUCCCUCUUCCAACCAGGUCCAAUACCUCACCAGUUCCUCGAUUCUCUCUGUCAAGGUGCCCAGCCGAACUUGGAUGUGUUCAGUCACUGUUACCCCUACACAAUGCGGUUGCUGCAGCAAGAUUGACAUCCUGCCUGAGCACAACUUCAAGGAGUUGCAGAUCACUUUCACAGGGUACACUCUGCCGUACCUCUCCCGACCUCUAAUAUCUUUUUUGUUAUUUGACUGCACAUGAAUUUUCCAAUGCCUGAAACAAUGAACUGGGAUUUACGAGACCUGUCAUCAUCUCAAAUGAAUUUGAUGGAACGUGAUACAUUUUGCCGUUUCUUGAGAGCUGGGUUUAUCGGUUCCAAGGUGACUUGUUAGCGGAAAUUUGGACUGAGAAACGUUACCUCAUUGAACGAGAAAGCAGGUUCUGUAAUUCAUCCCGAUUAUUUUGUAAUUCAUAAAAGAUGCUUGAACCUCUAGAAAACAGCUUGGUUCUCAGUAGCACAAAAAAAAAUUCAAUUCGAGUGUUUAUUUUAGUGUUUUUCACAUACACUGUUUCAAAAGUUGGGGUCUUCAUGGAAACAACUACAUCUACUAUUUGGAGUACACCCCAACCCCUAGAUUCUACCUUCAAGUGGGAUAUACGGGAUUAAUUUGGUUUGCUUGGCAUUUUUGUUUACAU
This is a messenger RNA of Cynara cardunculus var. scolymus (artichoke), 849 nucleotides long. RefSeq lists its product as uncharacterized. Lineage: Eukaryota; Viridiplantae; Streptophyta; Magnoliopsida; Asterales; Asteraceae. The transcript has 5 exons. The record is from RefSeq and is a predicted model, not a curated record. Bases 74 to 385 code for a protein of 103 amino acids.